ACCUAGUUCUAUGUUGUUCCUCAUGACAAUACUAUCAUUUAUAUAUUUUAAAUGUAACUUGAUUGUUUAACUUGAAGUGGUUUAUUGUGAGAGUUUCAUUAAAUGUAUUUCUUUAUACUCAGCUGGGCUGUAAACAGAAGGAUGGAAGCCAGUGGCAGACCGUCCACAGCACAGAUUGUUUUGCUGGCCACCAGUUCAGCUCUGACUGCGGUAUUAUACAACAUAUACAAGAGGAAGGCAAGCCAUGCAACUAGAUUAAGGGAGGCUAAGAAGAUACCAUUAAACCCAGAUCUCCAAACUAUCCUCAGUGAAGCACCAGGAAAAUGUGUUCCUUAUGCAGUUAUUGAAGGUGUUGUGCGUUCAGUGAAGGAGACAUUGAACAGCCAGUUUGUUGACAACUGCAAAGGGGUCAUCGAGAGGUUGACCUUGAAGGAGAAAAAGAUGGUGUGGAAUCGCACAACACAUCUCUGGAAUGAUUGCGAAAAGGUCAUCCACCAACGCACCAACACUGUCCCCUUUGACCUUGCCCCACACGAUGACACUGUUCCCACAACUGUGCGUGUGGUCCGUCCACUCGAUGCAGCCGAACUAGACCUUGAGACCACCUAUGAGAACUUUCACCCCAGCAAGCAGUCUCUGACCAACGUCAUCGGCCACUUCAUCAGCGGCGAGCGCCCGCAGGGCAUCCAAGAGACAGAAGAGAUGCUGCGUCUAGGUGCUAGCAUGACAGGCGUGGGUGAGCUGGUGCUAGACCACAACCUGGUCCGUCUUCAGCCCCCCAAGCAGGGCCUGCAAUAUUUUCUCAGCCGUUUAGACUACGACGCGCUCCUGAGUAAGCAAGAGAGUCACCUGAGGCUGUGGAGAGUCUUUACGGUGCUGUUUGGUUUAGCCGCCUGUGCCACACUAUUCUACAUACUGUGGCAGCAGUAUCUACUGCGUAAGAAGAAAAGGAAAGAGCGCAGCCUAAUGGGCGAGUACAGGAAGUGGCAGAGCAGACGAAUCCAGGAGCUUAACCUGGCAGAGGAUGAUGUGUCACCUAAUAUGUGCACAAUAUGCCUGAGUAAUGAGCGCUCAUGUGUUUUCUUAGAAUGUGGCCAUGUAUGUACCUGCAAGGAUUGCUACAAGGCUCUGCCCGAACCUAAGAAAUGUCCCAUUUGUAGGGCUAGGAUAGACAGGAUUGUCCCUCUGUAUAACAGCUAAAGGCCUUACUUUGAAUAUUGUAUGAUCUUACUUUGAAAUGUGGAGGGCGGUUUAUUGCAUUUUCAUGCCAUGUCAAAUUAAUGUAGGAAUCCAGUUCCGCAGCAGUAUAGACAAGCAUUCUUCUAGUUUAAGUGGGUUAACAGGGAGUUGUUUUUAUAUUUUGUUGAUUGUACUCGCUGAUACUUGGGAAUUGUAAUCAUCACUUUGUGCCUGACUGAAAUUUAAUGCAGUUUGGAAUUUUACUCUAAACAAAUUCAAAAAUAAUGUAUUUUGCAUAAAGAAAAUGAAGCCAAUUUUUCGGAGCAAUAAGAUUUAUUGCAUUGUGACAUUAUUUUUCAUGACAAUUAAAUACAUUUUCACCCCCAAAUUCUCAUUACUGUAGUAGGUUGGUAGAAGGACAUUUUACUUUUUUGUUUGUACGUUUUUGUAGUUCUCAUGAUUCUCAAAGAUUCUUAUUGGGUUCAAUCUUUUAAAAAUCGAGUCAGUUAUUUAUUUAUUAAAAUCAGCAUAAAUUAAGCAUAGAUAAAACUGUACAACAAAUAUUGCAGUGAUCUCUAAAUAUUUUACAAUUGAAAGUAUAUUAUUCGUACGUCGCAUUACAGUAAUGAGAAUUUGAUUUUUUCACAUCAUAGUAGUGAUAAUUUGAGGUAAAAUAAUAUGACAAUGCAAAAAAAUCUUAAUGGUCUUAAAAACAUGCUUAAUUUUCUUUAUGCAAUAUACAGUAUAUACAUAUAUAUAUAUAUAUUUUAUUUUUUUAUAUAUAUAUAUAUUUCACCCCAAACUGAAAUAUGUACUUCUAAAAGUUUGGUGGAAAGGGGCCCGAAGAGAUUUUAAUUUAUAUAUAUAUAUAUGUUAUAAAAACAAUUCUCAUCAGAAGCUUUAAUCGGAAUUAUUAAACGAGAAUAUCUAAAUGGCAUAGAAAGUUGAACUGAAUCAUUCUUUUCUUCCUUUCUUUUUCAACAUGAAAGCUGUAUUGGUUUGGUUCUACCUAUUAUUAUUUUACAAACAACAGUAGUAUGGAUUCAAC
Messenger RNA from Myxocyprinus asiaticus (Chinese sucker), 2227 nucleotides. It is a transcript of the gene mul1, whose product is annotated as mitochondrial E3 ubiquitin protein ligase 1b. The coding region runs from base 103 to 1200 and encodes 365 amino acids. NCBI's taxonomy places the organism in Eukaryota, Metazoa, Chordata, Actinopteri, Cypriniformes, Catostomidae. Gene Ontology annotation, biological process: organelle organization; protein ubiquitination. Gene Ontology annotation, molecular function: ubiquitin-protein transferase activity. Gene Ontology annotation, cellular component: mitochondrion. The transcript has 4 exons. The record is from RefSeq and is a predicted model, not a curated record.